This is a messenger RNA of Cornus florida, 1543 nucleotides long. Its product is annotated as serine/threonine-protein kinase SRK2A-like. Gene Ontology annotation, biological process: intracellular signal transduction; protein phosphorylation. Gene Ontology annotation, molecular function: ATP binding; protein serine/threonine kinase activity. The transcript has 9 exons. The coding region runs from base 215 to 1288 and encodes 357 amino acids. The record is from RefSeq and is a predicted model, not a curated record. NCBI's taxonomy places the organism in Eukaryota, Viridiplantae, Streptophyta, Magnoliopsida, Cornales, Cornaceae.
GUGACAGAAGAUAGAGAUAGUUCUUCACUUCCCACUCUCACUUUAAGAUCUCCUACUUAUCUCUCUAUCUACUAUACACAUAUAUAUAUAUACACACACACACACAACCACAUCUAUAUAUAUACUUAUUCAUUCAUGCAUAUAUAUAUAUUUAAGUCCCUAUACAUACAACAAUAAGUAGUAAACUGAAGAACAAAACAAGCGAAUAAUAAAAAUGGACAAGUACGAGAUGGUGAAGGAUAUAGGAUCCGGCAACUUUGGUGUGGCGAGGCUUAUGAGGCACAAAGAAACCCAAGACCUUGUUGCCAUGAAAUACAUUGAAAGAGGACAUAAGAUUGACGAAAACGUGGCCAGAGAGAUUAUAAAUCACAGAUCCCUUUGUCAUCCGAAUAUAAUUCGGUUUAAGGAGGUGGUGUUGACACCCACCCAUCUAGCAAUUGUAAUGGAGUAUGCAGCUGGCGGGGAGCUUUUUGACCGUAUCUGCACAGCCGGAAGAUUCAGUGAAGAUGAGGCCAGAUAUUUCUUCCAGCAGUUGAUUUCCGGUGUCAAUUUUUGCCAUGCUAUGCAAAUAUGCCAUAGAGAUUUAAAGCUGGAAAAUACGCUGUUAGAUGGAAGCCCUGCACCACGCCUUAAAAUUUGUGAUUUUGGUUACUCAAAGUCGUCUCUGCUGCAUUCCAGACCUAAAUCCACGGUUGGAACUCCCGCCUAUAUAGCUCCAGAGGUCCUUUCUCGUCGAGAAUAUGACGGCAAGUUGGCUGAUGUAUGGUCAUGUGGAGUGACCCUCUAUGUAAUGUUGGUGGGAGCAUACCCUUUUGAAGACCCCGAUGACCCCAAGAAUUUCAGAAAGACAAUUGGACGAAUAAUGGCUGUUCAGUACAAAAUCCCCGACUAUGUUUACAUAUCUCAAGAUUGCAGACACCUGCUUUCUCGCAUAUUUGUUGCACAUCCUUCCAGGAGGCUCACAAUCAAAGAAAUCAAGAACCACCCAUGGUUCUUAAAGAACUUGCCAAGGGAACUUGCUGAGACUGCUCAAGCCAUGUAUUACCAGCGAAAUAACCCAAGCUUUUCCCUUCAGAGUGUUGACGAGAUAAUGAAAAUUGUGGGAGAGGCAAGAAACCCACCUCCAUCAUCUAGACCCGUGGGGGGUUUUGGCUGGGGAGCGGACGAGGAUGACAACGAAGAUGCAGAAGUGGAGGAUGAAGAAGUAGAGGUUGAAGACGAUGAUGAAGACGUCUAUGAUAAGACAGUCAAGACGGUCCAUGCAAGUGGGGAAUUUCAUAUCAGGUGAGCAGCAUCAUCUUUGUUUUUGUUAUCAGAUACUUGAAAUAUUAACUUGGUGGCAUUAGGAUUUUUCGUAUUUGUUUGUAUAAUAGGAAUAAAUACUUCAUCAUAAUCGGGGAUUAUUCGAUUGUGGACUUAAUUGACUCUGUGAGAUUAGUGUAUAAACUUUUGUGGUACUGGGCAUGUAAUCUAAUAAUCUAUCAUAUAUUGUACUAUAGACGGAAAUGUUGAUGCAUGUUGAUGAAAGGACAUUUUGUAUCGU